AUGUCGGUGAUUCAAUUAGAGGACCUGGUCUUGUACCAACUACGGACAAGCUAUCUCAACGAUGUUGCCGACGGUGUUGGAGAACGCCUCUUCACGUUAAAUGAAGGCUUUCUGAAUUCGGCCCCUUUCAAGGCCGCCGGAUGGCGCACCAACCCUACCCUCAUCAAGCGAACUCACUCACCCCCAAUCCCAACAGCAGUCGCCUCUGAGUAUUUCCAGGCCCCGCGACGCGCCGGGUUGACCCUCGAGGAUGAAGGCGAGGAAGCCGGUCUGUUCUCGGGCAGCGUAGCCGAGGCUGUGGGUCCCAGCAUGGCCACAAAGCGCCGUCGUCGACGAGAACACAUGGAAGAGGAUGACAGCAGUGACCUCAGCGACGAGAGCGACGACGAGCUGGACCAGCGCGCCGCCCAGCAGAUCAAGUUCGCGAAGAUGCCGGUGAGGAACCGCUCGGGGUCUUCACCGCUCCAGUCGUCCAACCUACGCCAGGCUACGACCACGUCGUCCCCCCGGCCGAGCACAAGGCGGGGGUCCCAGUCUGCGCUUGAGAUUGUUAAAGAAAGGGCCCGGCGCGAUACCGUCACGAGCAGCGAAAUGUCCUCGGAAAACGAGUUCGACGCCUCUGGAUUCCACAAGCACCGGGAAGCAGCGCGGGCCGCUGCCGCCCGGGCCCAGAAGCUAUCGGCCAAGCUCAACACGGAACCUACUGAGGGCAUGGGACUGCUGGGGGCAGAUCUUGCGGGGGCGGAGGAGGAUGAUGAUUCCGACGCCUCGGACUUGUCAUCGGCCAUUCUCCCCAGUGUCGGCUCGGCAUCUAUUUUAGAGGCGGUCAAGAACCCGCUGAAUGCGUCGCUGACAACCACCCAGGUGGUGGGCACUCCGCCCCGUGUGUAUGCGAGGAGAUCCACGAUACGCAGGUCCGCCAUGCCGAUUCCAUUGCAUCGGCCCGUUGGCGACUUGCCACCGCCACGGCCGAUGAGCACAAUCCGGCCCUUGAGCAUGGCGCAGCCAAAGAGUCUGCUCUCCACGGCGUUAAAGGUCAAGAAGACAAAGCCAACUCUUCCUUUCGACAGCUUUGCCUCGCUCUCGGGACAGGGCGACCCGAAUCCGAUCAUGCUCCGCAUAUACGCACCCUUCUCGGACACACCCUCUCGGCCAUUCGAGGUCCUCAUCCGGAGAAGCGUUCACCACGGCGAAGGUGGAGACCGACCUGUCGCAGUGGCCGAUCUGAUCGGGUUGAGCCUCUGGCGCUACAACGAGGAGAAGCGGCAACCGGCGCUGCCCAGCGACAAGCUCAAUGUGAAUUGGUGGACCCUACGCAUGGUGGAAGAAGACGGCGAGAUUGACGACGAUUUCCCACCUCUGGAGCGCAAGAAGGGACUGCUCACGUACACUGUCAACAACAAGGCUGGCCGCGCCCGGUCGAACUCGAGACUCUACGACAUCUUCGGCCUAGUCCAGGCCUCGCCGGAUGAGUUUGAGGACAACAAGCGCAGUACGCCACAGUUUGAUCAGGAGGCUGAGGCGGCUGAAAACAGCAACAACAUCAUCGAAGAGGAAGACAAGGACGCGACACCACGAAACACACCGCGGCCCGAUGCUAUGGCCCUGCCACCAGACCGCCCACGGGAAAACCCGCUUCUGAACACCGCAUACCGCGCAAAUACCACCAUAUUCGCGGAUGCGCCGCAGUCCACUCAGCCAGCAAACGUCUCGUCACGCGGAGAGAAGAGGCUCUUGCGCAUCCACAUCCAUUCGUCAGAUGUCGCGCCCGGCCAAAUGAUCACCCUCGAUGUGAACACCGACACGUGGCUGGCCGAGGUCCUCGACAUUGCUUGCCGAAAACGACAGCUCGACAAGGCCAACCACGUCCUGAAGCUCCCCAACUCCGGAACGAUCGUGCUCCUAGACCGUACCGUGGCCUCGCUCGGCAAUGUAACAGACCUGGACCUCCACCGACGCCGUUUCGCCACCGACGGGCCCUUGAUGACCGGGUCGCUGAGCAGUUCGUCGCCCCGGCCGCACCUCUUCACCGAGAACGCCAGCUGGACCAAGGGCAAGAAGGGCAAACUCAUGGGCACGCACCCGCUGGCCAAGGAGGUGGCGAAACAGGAGGAACUCGGGGUCGCGCCGAGCUACAGGAAGUACACGGUCUGGCGGAAGCAGGCGAUGCGGUUGCUCUCGGAGAAGCUGUUUGCCAUUGAUGGCGAGUAUGUUCACAUCAUGCCGGCGUCGGGGGGGAAGCUGUCCGAGGGCGAUGGGAAGUCUACGACCGUCCACUUCAGUAAUGUGGUUGGUUGUAAGGUCUCGCGGAAACAUCCUACGAAUUUCAAGUUGGUCGUAUACAAGUCAACGGAGAGCAAGCGGUAUGACUUUGUCACCAGCAGUGCAGAAUAUGCGGCCGAGAUUGUCACUGAGCUCAAGAAGGGCAUCUCGCCAUACCGGGAGGUCUGA
This is a messenger RNA of Dichotomopilus funicola, 2451 nucleotides long. RefSeq names its product stress-activated map kinase interacting protein 1-domain-containing protein. Lineage: Eukaryota; Fungi; Ascomycota; Sordariomycetes; Sordariales; Chaetomiaceae. Bases 1 to 2451 code for a protein of 816 amino acids. Gene Ontology annotation, biological process: TORC2 signaling. Gene Ontology annotation, molecular function: phosphatidylinositol-4,5-bisphosphate binding. Gene Ontology annotation, cellular component: TORC2 complex; plasma membrane; cytoplasm. The record is from RefSeq and is a predicted model, not a curated record. The transcript is spliced from 3 exons.